GGAUUUGAGUCCACUCCUACUCAUUUUGUCACUUCUCACCCCUGUAAGGUUCUGGUCUCCUCGUGGCAGGUACAGUGGGAGGCUCGAAAUCCAGCUGUGGGUCCUCGCAUCUCAAGUCUCACUUCCAUGAUCCACCUACCUGCUCUGCCGAUGCCAUCGAGUCUCGCACUGCAAUCCCCUACCAGCCUCGUCUUGUGCUCUAUCGCGGCAAGGUACUUGAGGUUCGACAAUGCCCCGAUGAUCCGCCUAUACCGCAGAUCAUUUCAUAAUCUCUCCAUCUCCAUUCGUUUCCCGGGGCAUGCGUCUGCCGACUUGGACUCGGAUCCCACUUCCCAAGCUGCAGCCGCACAAUUCAAAUUGAGGCUCUACAAGCUCGGGCCCGUCUCGGGUCAACUGGUUCCAAUCUGCCCACUUUUAAAAUGUACCCGGCUGCCGUUUCGAGGGUAACAGACUUGCUCUGCUCUUCCCUGGCGAGAUGUCCUCCAAUACGAUGGACCCAACGUAUGGCGCAAUGCUCAUCGGUGUCUUGUUUGCCAUCUUCUUCCAAGGCGUGCUUACCGUCCAGACGUAUAUCUACUAUGAAAGCUUCCCGGAGGAUGGUAUCGGACUGAAGACUUUGGUCGGUGGAGUGUGGCUCCUAGACGUCACCCACCUGGUGCUCAUAUCCCAAUCCUGCUACCACUAUCUGGUCGCUAGCUGGGGUGACAACGCGGCCUUGCUCGUCUCGACCCAGGUCCUGGACCUGCAUCUGGUCUUUGUCGGGCUCGCAUGUGCGGUCUGCCAGGGGUUCUUCUUGUCCCGCAUCUGGACGUUCAGCAACAAGAACUGGGCACUCGUCGCCGUCCUCGGUGCGGCGUGCCUCGCGACCUUCGCUCUCGAAGCGGCCAUGUCGGCGCAAAUCAGCCGCAUCCCGAGCGUCACGGCGUUCUCGAACUACUCGGGUGAGGUCUUGGCUGUAUUCGGGCUUGCCGCUGCGGUCGAUGUGGCGAUUGCGAGCAUCUUGGUGUGGUAUCUGCGAGUCCAGGGCAGAGAUAGCAACUUCGUCAGGACGAACUUUGUCCUUGCGCGAGUCGUGCAAUACACCGUCGCUACUGGAUUGGCUACCAGCUUGCUUGCGGUCGCGUGUUUCGCGGUGUAUGUCACGACAUCGCAUACGUUCAUCUUCAUCGCACGUCCUCUUCCUCGCCUCAUGUGAUCCCAUCGCAUCUUAUCUUAUCAGACAGGCCAUGCACUUCUCGAUGGGUCGAAUGUACACUAAUGCACUGCUCGCAACGUAUGGCGCUUCGAUAUCGCAUCAGCAUAUGCUUAUCCUUUCUACAGUCUCAACUCCCGGCGCAAUCUACGCAAAGCGCUCAGCGAUGAUCCAGCCACGGGAUUAGGCACAGGGCCGGGACCCUGUUCUUUCAUCGCCGGUUUUCAGAAUUCAUCUUCCUCUUCCUCUGAUCAGGCUUCGCCGUCGAUGCAAACUCGCUCAUCGUUCCUCGGAACGGGAUCUGAGAAGUGAUUUUAGUCUAAUGAUUAUACCAUCUCGUGUGGGGAUCCCUUUCGUUGGUAUAUGAUUUACAAACGUAAAUUCAUAAGGCUUCGUCGGCGGCUGUGGACCCCAAU
Messenger RNA from Mycena citricolor, 1608 nucleotides. The record is from the annotation of a GenBank genome assembly. Lineage: Eukaryota; Fungi; Basidiomycota; Agaricomycetes; Agaricales; Mycenaceae.